Molecule: messenger RNA, 2206 nt
Organism: Drosophila serrata
Lineage: Eukaryota; Metazoa; Arthropoda; Insecta; Diptera; Drosophilidae
Gene: Alg7
Product: Alg7 dolichyl-phosphate N-acetylglucosaminephosphotransferase
Biological process (GO): dolichol-linked oligosaccharide biosynthetic process
Cellular component (GO): membrane
Molecular function (GO): UDP-N-acetylglucosamine-dolichyl-phosphate N-acetylglucosaminephosphotransferase activity
Source: RefSeq, a predicted model, not a curated record
CGGCCACACUGCGCCCGAACAGCUGUGUUUUGUUGUUAUCAGAGAUUGAAAUUGCGUGUACUUUGUCGGCGUAAUUACUUUCUUGCACCAUGAUCGAGUGAUCCAGUCCGCAUCCACGGAUUCCCAAUUUACCCUCUGAGUCAGCGCACACACUGCGUGGCGCUGCUGCGUUGCAUUUUUGUUGAAGUGAACAGCCAGGGCAGCCAGCUAAUUGAAUUAGUGGCGCAUUUUCAAGGUCUCGACCAUGUCUGGAGCAGCCAUACUUAUAAAUGCAGCCAUUUCGGGCGCCGCCUACUGCAUGACGGUGCGGAUGAUUCCCCGCUUCCGGGAGAUGUUCAUCAAGGCCAAUCUCUUUGGCAACGAUUUGUGCAAAAAGGACAAGCCACAGGUUCCCGAAUCCUUUGGCGUGCUGAUUGGCUGUGUGUUUCUGGUCUCCCUCUUCCUGUUCAUACCCGUGCCCUUUGCCUUCGAUGAGGCGGCUGCCACGGAUGCGGUAACUGGCGGAAAGCCCGAUACCUUUCCACAUGAUAAAUUCGUAGAAUUGAUUGCUGCCCUGCUGUCCAUUUGCUGCAUGAUCUUUCUGGGCUUUGCUGACGACGUCUUGGAUCUGCGCUGGCGCCACAAGCUGCUCCUUCCCACCAUCGCCACAUUGCCACUACUGAUGGUUUACUAUGUCAACUACAACUCCACCACGGUCAUCAUGCCCAACUUUGCAAGGGCCUUAUUUGGAACCUCCCUAAACAUAGGUGUUCUGUACUACAUCUUCAUGGGCAUGCUGGCCGUAUUCUGUACGAACGCCAUCAAUAUCCUGGCGGGCAUCAAUGGCCUGGAGGUGGGACAGUCGCUGAUUAUUGCCGGAUCUGUACUGGUGUUCAAUUCCAUUGAAUUGUAUCUUGGACAUCAGGUGGACUCGCACAUCUUCUCCAUAUACUUCAUGCUGCCGUUUCUGGCCACGACCUUGGCGUUGUGGAAGUUCAACCAUCCCGUCUAUGUGGACUCCAUUGGCUAUCAACUGCUGCAUAUAGGUGGCAUCGAUGUGGGCGUUUCGGUACACGAGAAAGUAGUCCACCACCUCAAGAAGGGCUCGAAUUUGCAGCUCCAAGAGCUCCAGGCUAAUGUGCUCCCAGGUGCCCAGUUCCAGCAGGUAGAAGAGGCGAUGCAGGGAACUGGAACUGGCCUCGAUCAGCUGCAGGGGCGUGCUUCCGCCUCGCUUGCUGGUCCGGCUGUGCGUCAUCAGGGCUCGCCAGAUGAUCUCCGGCUGGCCACAGUCCCUGCCAUGCCAGCCGCUCGCACACUUGCACUGCGGCGGAGCCAUCAGGUAAUCCACAUCGUUCAUCUUUAUAGUCUCGUUAAUGGUGCCCUCGCGGUAGCACCAGAGGGCCGGUGUCGGACCCAUCUCUGCGUCCACAUACGCGGGCACAUCGUAGUCUGGCGCAGCCAGAUGCAGCCAAUAAAGCCCACCUGGAGCACCAGCACCGACCAGAGCACCAGCUUCUUGGUUAUAGCCAGGCGUCCCAUGGCACCGGCUCCCGCUGCUAGGGAGUGCGAUGGCAUCAGCAUAUCCCUUGGCGAUACCUACUGCUACUUUGCUGGCAUGACCUUCGCUGUGGUCGGCAUUUUGGGGCACUUCAGCAAGACCCUGCUGCUGUUUUUCCUGCCGCAGAUCCUGAACUUCCUUUAUUCCACCCCGCAGCUGUUCCACUUUGUGCCCUGCCCCCGUCACCGACUGCCCAAGUACGACAACAAGACGGACCUGCUGCACAUUAGCACUACGGAGUUUAAGUUGGAGGAUCUCAAUGCUCCGGGCCGUCUAAUGGUCACGGUGCUGCGGAAGCUGCGGCUAAUUAGCUGGCAUACCAAAGCAGACGGUCUUGUGCGGACCAAUAUUACCCUCAUUAACUUUGUGCUGGUCAUGUUUGGGCCGGUCCAUGAGCGCGUGGUCACACAGAUGCUGAUGGGUUUCCAGGUGUUGUGCACGCUGAUUGCCCUGGCCAUUCGAUAUCCACUGGCAAACUAUUUCUAUGCGGAAACGUAGCUGGUGUUGCAGGAUCAGCUCUAUUCGAUAUUGAUUCUGAUAUUUAUUGUAGUAAGCCUUGGCUAAGUGAACUCCAUAUACAAACAGAUCCACACAAUAGUUCCCGAAAGUAAGUUUUAAGUAAAAAUCUAUAUUUCUCUCUCGUCAAUAAAAACAAGAUCCCUAAAUCAA